AUGGCAUCAACCACAUACCGGGGUGUGGGAUGGAUAGGUCUGGGGAGCAUGGGAUGUGCGAUGGCCACAAAUGUUCAGAAGCUCUUGCUGCGAGAAGGGAGACCGGUUUUGAAGUUUUGGAAUAGAACGGCAUCUCGUGGUGCACCACUCGUAUCACUUGGGGCCAGUGGAUGCGACUCGAUCGAGAGACUUGUCACUGAAUGUGAUAUUAUAUUCAUAUCUACGAGCGAUGACACUGCCUUGAUUUCCAUUGUUGAUCAAAUUUUGGAUGUGCAAAAGCUAGAUGGAAAGGUGUUUGUAGACACCACCACUGUUCACCCCAAUACCACAAAAGAAACGAGCGAUAGAUUGAAAAGUCGAAGCGCUGCUUUCAUUGCUGCACCAGUGUUUGGAGCCACACCGGCUGCAGAGAGUGGCUCGGUAUUGAUGGCGAUGGCUGGGCCAGGUAAAGCCGUGGAGAUAGUUGCGCCGUUUGGGAAAGGUGUCAUCGCCCGUGAUGUGAUGGUUGUGUCGGACCAGCCAGAACAGGCCAGUCUUCUCAAGACUCUAGGUAACUUUAUCGUCGCCGGCACAAUGGAAAUUAUAGGAGAGGCCCAAGUCUUAGCAGAAAAGAGCAAACUCGGCACCGGUACUCUUGAAAAAUUGCUCGAGUUAAAUUUCCCAGGCUUGGCACAUUCUGACUCUACACGCAUGACGCAGGGCGUGUACCUGCCAGAAGAAGGCACGUCCCCUUGGUCCAAUUUGAACCUAGGAAUCAAAGAUGUUCAACACGGCAUCAGUUGUGCAAAAGAUGCCGGAACGAGGCUGAGGGUUGCUGAGGUGGCCUUGGAGAACAUGAUGCGAGCGAAGGACUUUUCCGACGCUCAUGGUGGACGUCCGCUGGAUUCAUCCUCUGGAUAUGGUAUAAUACGCCAAGAUGCUGGACUUGACUUUGAGAGUGAUUUUGUGAAGGAAAGAGAUGCCAAAAAGCAGCAUGGCGACUCGAAAUAA
Messenger RNA from Penicillium soppii, 990 nucleotides. Its product is annotated as NAD(P)-dependent oxidoreductase. The record is from RefSeq and is a predicted model, not a curated record. NCBI's taxonomy places the organism in Eukaryota, Fungi, Ascomycota, Eurotiomycetes, Eurotiales, Aspergillaceae. Gene Ontology annotation, molecular function: NADP binding; oxidoreductase activity, acting on the CH-OH group of donors, NAD or NADP as acceptor. The transcript has 6 exons. The coding region runs from base 1 to 990 and encodes 329 amino acids.